This is a messenger RNA of Striga hermonthica, 963 nucleotides long. The record is from the annotation of a GenBank genome assembly. Lineage: Eukaryota; Viridiplantae; Streptophyta; Magnoliopsida; Lamiales; Orobanchaceae.
AUGAGCACAAGAUAUUUUUUCAGCCCGGACUCAUUAUGCGAUUCGGGAAGUACGGUUUCCAAUUUUACGGUCGACACGACGAGUCCGCAUGCAAGGCCGUCUCGAAACUCGCCUCCUAUGUUGAUACGAUUGGCUAUGAAGAUAUCGAGGUCAAGGUGGUACAGUUUUCUCCGAAGAGUUUUCCACUACCAAAACGGGUCUGGGUCGGACCUCGGGCCCAACCCGUUCGAUUCGAAAAAGUGGAUGGCAAUGGAGUUGUCGGCAUUGGUGGUUCAAAUUAGUUUAACGUUUUACACGCUGAUUGUGUCCAAAGACGAGAGACCGGUUUGGCCCAUGAGACUAUGGGUUGUCGGUUAUGCUUUCGCGUGUUUCUUUAGUAUUGGGCUCCUCUGUUUGCGUUACAGGCUCGUUUACGUGGCCCAACCGGACGGUUACGGUUUUGAUGUUGAGCAGCAGGGGUACCAUCAAGACUCAAGCAGCUAUUAUCAUUCGAAAUUCAAGACAUGGGUGGAGCUGAUUUUGGCCAUAUGGUUUGUGAUGGGCAAUGUGUGGGUGUUCGACUCGCGGCUAAGCUCGUACAAGGGUGCACCGAGGCUCCAUGCACUCUGCAUCUCAAUCUUGGCUUGGAAUGCCAUCACCUACUCUUUCCCAUUUAUACUCUUUGUUAUGCUAUGCUGUUGUGUGCCGCUGCUAGGCGCCUUACUUGGAUACAACAUGAACGCCGCCUCGCUCAGCCGAGGGGCCACCCACGACCAGCUGGCAGCCCUGCCUAGCUGGCAAUACAACGGUGUUUUCGACCUUGACAAUCAAGAAGUUCCUGAGUGUUGCAUUUGCUUGGCCAAGUACAGUGAAAAGGAAGAAAUUAGGCAAUUGCCAUGUAAUCAUAUUUUUCACCUCAACUGUGUGGACCAUUGGCUCAGGAUAAUCUCUUGUUGUCCUCUAUGUAAGCAGGGGAUAGAGUGA